AUGCUUGCUCACUAUUCACCCCUCUUUGCUUUACUCCUGGCGCGUGCUUCUGCUGCUCCGCUUGAUGUAACUCGCGCAGUGGCCCAACUGGAUCAAGCUCUCUUUGAAGAGGCCCAGCAGCGAGAUGAUACCGCCACCAGAGCUUUUACUAACGUCCCAAUAAAAACUUCGGAUGGAAGAUGUCUGUUUAUAGACGAGCUGUCAGGCGACUUUCGAGCUAACUUGACUCCCAUUCAAGUCACAGACUGCGCUGCCGUUGACGGUCAGCGGUGGGAUGUCAUCACGAGGGGAAAGCAUAACAACGCAGAAAACUCCAUGCUCAUCGUUAGCACACUGACUGGCGCUUGCUUCAACUUUGACCCGCGCCGUGCUGCCGGCAACCAAGUCGUUCUCUUCUCGUGUGGAGGCCGGGCUGAUGGUGGUGGCGAAGUGACAAACUCACAGCUGUUCCCCUACCAUGGUGACUCUGGUCCAAUGACUUUCUCGCCUGAAAAUCAAUCCGACUCAUGUUUCACUGUAGAAGGGAACGUGCUCGCCAUUGCGCCUUGUUCACCAGAUGACCCCAGUCAAACCUUCACGUUUGGCGGCGCGGUCACUGAGGGUGAUACAGAGGAGCCGGAUCUAACAACCGCCAGCCUGAGUACUGCUUCCACAAUGAAAGCCACUGAGGCCUCGACUAUGAUGACAGCGACUACCUCUUCAACUCGAAGUGCCACCGGGAUCGCGGCCGGCGGGAUUCCCAGGCCCACUGCUGCUGUUCCCGUCUCCCGAGCUGGGGAAAUUCUGCAGCCAUCAGCAGCGGCAGAAGCGCACCAGAGGGACAAUACUGCUACGCGAGCCUUCUCGUCGGCGUCGAUUCUAGCUCCAAACGGCAAAUGCCUGUUCGUGGAUCCAACGGCCGGCGACUUUCGAGAGAAUCUCAUCCCUGUAUCGUUGGUGGCUUGUGGCGGAACACCCAACGAGAAGUUUGAUAUCAUCACCGCGGGCAAGCACAACAACGCACAAGGUAAGAUCUUGAUUGUGAGCAGUCUGGUAGGUGACCCCAUUGUGAUCUGUGAUGUAGUAAAUAGCUCAUAA
Messenger RNA from Neoarthrinium moseri, 1077 nucleotides. RefSeq lists its product as uncharacterized. The transcript has 4 exons. NCBI's taxonomy places the organism in Eukaryota, Fungi, Ascomycota, Sordariomycetes, Amphisphaeriales, Apiosporaceae. Bases 1 to 1077 code for a protein of 358 amino acids. The record is from RefSeq and is a predicted model, not a curated record.